CUGGCAGGGACUAAGUUCUAAGUUAAAAGUUGUUUGUUUCUUCUCUCAACAUUCAAAAUCAAACCAUACAAAAAAAAAACUUAACGAACUCUUCAAUUUCCAGCGAGAAACCGGUGUCACUUGUAUCCCUUGUGAGAGUUGGCGACUGAAUCAGCAUCCAUGGUCGAGUUGGGUUCCACCUCAUCUCCGCCGCGUCCGGUGACUGUCAACGGUGCUGACGAGGACGCGGCGCUGGCGAAGUCGCGGUUUCUGACUCGGAAGGAGGUUCUCCAGCGGCGGCUCCGGCGAGUGAGGCAGCUGACGCGGUGCUACCGGACCCACUAUUGGGCCCUAAUGGAGGAACUGAGGUCCAAGUACAGAAACUACAGUUGGACCUAUGGGAAGAGCCCUUUCAAGGAGGAUCACAACAACGAGGGUGACAAUAACAAUCCAAACGGCGUCGUCACUGGCGUCGGUGGCGGCGACGAUAUCGUGCGGUGUCGUUUCAGCGGCUGCAAGACUAAGGCCAUGGCUAUGACGAUAUACUGUCACGCUCAUAUACUGUCCGAUUCCAAACAGAAGCUAUAUCAGGGAUGCAAAGCUGUUGCGAAGAAUUUGCCAGCAGGGCCUUCAUUUUGUAAUAAACCAGUAUUGAAAUCGGUGGUUCCUGCUGCAUGCCCAACUCAUCUUCAAUUUGGUGAAAGGUGUUUAGCUCGUGCGUUAAGAAGGGCUGGGUUAGGGAAUGCUAUCCCUAAUAAUCGUAAGCCUACAGUGAAGUUUCAUCUAGUGGUUUCUGAAUUUGUCCACCAAAUUCAAAAGAAAAGAAAGCUUGCAUUGAAGGAAACUGCUCUCAAAGUUGAGACUGAAUAAAAAACUAAACUAAUCUGCAGAUUAUAGAAAAUAUAAUAUCACAUUCCUAAAGAUUUUUCUGUGUAUAGAAUGAAUAUUCUCGAUUCUUAAACAUAGGAUUAUGUUUAAAAGCUGAAGCAUUUAGUGCCAAAAAAAUCCAGGAUUCUACACAAGUAUGUUUGUAAAAUUUUCUGGCCUUGUUUAUCAUUUAGUCCUAUUCGAUGAGCAGCAUCAUAGAAUAUUCAACUGUUGUUUCUUCUUCUCAUAAAAUAACAUAAUUUUUGCUUGUUCUU
Molecule: messenger RNA, 1121 nt
Organism: Vigna unguiculata (cowpea)
Lineage: Eukaryota; Viridiplantae; Streptophyta; Magnoliopsida; Fabales; Fabaceae
Cellular component (GO): NSL complex
Source: RefSeq, a predicted model, not a curated record